AUGAGUUUCCAGUGGAUCACUGUUUGAAUUUACGUUUAGUUGCGCGGUUUGUAUCGGUUGCACGUUGUGUCAGGCAAUGAAUGAUCAAUUGGUUUUUCGAGGCACUUUAGCUGGCCACAGAGGAUGGGUCACGCAGAUCGCCACAACACCUUCACAGCCAGAUUUACUUGUAUCUGCUUCCCGAGAUAAAACUCUUAUUGUAUGGGACCUCAGGCGUGAAUCUGGGGAAUACGGUGUACCUGUCAGGUCACUACAUGGCCACAACCACUUCGUGAGUGAUGUGGUUAUGUCAUCAGAUGGGUUGUAUGCCCUUGCUGGUUCAUGGGACCGUACUUUGCGACUGUAUGAUCUGGAGACUGGCAAAACGACCCGCCGUUUUUGUGGACACGAAGGAGAUGUCCUGAGUGUCGCUUUCAGUGCGGAUAACAGACAGAUAGUUAGUGGUUCCAGAGACAAAACUGCAAGAUUGUGGAAUACACUGGGUCAGUGUAAGUACGUAUUCAACGAUGGUGGUCAUACUGAUUGGGUUUCAUGCGUGAGGUUCUCACCAAAUACAGAUAACCCCAUUGUGGUUACAUGUGGGUGGGAUAAGCAAGUCAAGGUCUGGGGUUUAAGCAACUGCAGUUUACGUACAACUCACUAUGGACAUACAGGAUAUCUUAACACAGUUACGGUCUCACCAGACGGUUCACUUUGUGGCAGUGGAGGCAAGGAUGGACAAGCUAUGUUAUGGGAUUUGACAUCAAAUAAGUUCUUAUACACGCUGGCUAGUGGUGGAAUUAUUAAUGCGUUGUGCUUCUCUCCUAACCGUUAUUGGCUUUGCGCUGCGGUUGGACCCAGCAUCAAGAUAUGGGAUUUAGAAAACAAAGUCUUGGCCGAUGAUCUACGUCCUGAAUCGAUUUCUGCCAAUGCAUCUGGGAAACAGUUACAACCUGAUUGCACAUGCUUAGCUUGGUCAGCUGAUGGUCAAACAUUAUUUGCUGGAUUCACAGACAACCUUAUUCGUGUAUGGCAGAUGAGUCAAAUAGGUUGUUAAGUAAAAUAUACUGAUUGGAUUUAAUGUGUUUUCGUUCCUUAACACGCAGUCACCUAACAGUCAUGUUAGCAGUGUUUUUUAUAUGAACAUAUUUCAGUUUCUAACUAGUCCGCUUGUGAAUAAUACAUUUCUGAGGGUCA
This is a messenger RNA of Trichobilharzia szidati, 1176 nucleotides long. Lineage: Eukaryota; Metazoa; Platyhelminthes; Trematoda; Strigeidida; Schistosomatidae. The record is from the annotation of a GenBank genome assembly.